Molecule: messenger RNA, 417 nt
Organism: Fusarium keratoplasticum
Lineage: Eukaryota; Fungi; Ascomycota; Sordariomycetes; Hypocreales; Nectriaceae
Exons: 2
Coding region: 1-417 (138 amino acids)
Source: RefSeq, a predicted model, not a curated record
AUGUCAAACAGCAUCAUCAGUGUUCUCGUCGGGAACUACGAGUCCAAGGAAGUCAUGGCCUCACUUAUCCAACGCGACAUUAACUUAUUUCCCUACACUGAUCCAGAGGCUCGCCUCGCCGCGGUUCGAGAAAUCUUUGGCCCCGACGUCGUCCAGUUCGACUUCGACGGCACUACCCACCACAGCCACGACGGCUUGCUAGAGCGUCCCUCCUUUCUGCUCGAGCGGCUCAGCGGCUUCGCUCAUCGCGUCGAAGGCGGAGCUGAUAACUACAAUCCUUUUCGGGUCGAUAACUCAAAAUCGUCAGACAGUUUAGGAAAGUUGAAACAGAUCAACUUUACCGCUACUAUAUGCCGAUGUGACGAGAAGCAACCCACCCGGGCACAGCGAAACCUUGUCCCGGCAUUGAAACGCUAG